Messenger RNA from Branchiostoma belcheri (Belcher's lancelet), 1766 nucleotides. RefSeq names its product cilia- and flagella-associated protein 53-like. The record is from RefSeq and is a predicted model, not a curated record. Bases 1 to 1320 code for a protein of 439 amino acids. Lineage: Eukaryota; Metazoa; Chordata; Leptocardii; Amphioxiformes; Branchiostomatidae. The transcript has 8 exons.
AUGUUGUCGUUUUUGUUCCGCAUCGAUUGGUUGAGAAACCUGCUAGAGCAAGAAGAGAAGCAGUACCUACAGCAGAUGGAAGCCCAGGAGGAGACAACCCUGGAACGACAGGCCAAGAUGCGAGAGAGAGCCAAGUUUCUGAAGGAGAAGAGAGAGAUGGAGAGACAGCGGCUGGUCGAAGAGAAACUGGAUCAACAAUGGAGGGAACAGUGUGAGGAGCUGAGGUCCAACCUGAGCCGCCGCCAUCUUGACGAGGUGUGCACAGAACGCCAGGAACAGCUGAGGGUGAAAGAACACAUCAAACAGCAAAGGGAGGAGGAAGAGAGAAUGUAUGCAGAGUUGUACGAGAAGGAUCGUCUGGCCAAGGCAGUGCGAGAGGAGGAGGAGGCCAAGGCCCAGAUGGAGAGGAACAGGGAGAUGCUGGAGACACUCAACCUGCAGAAGGCAGCGCUGGAGGUGCAGAGACAGGCAGCUGCUGACCUCAAGAAGGAGGAGGCACAACUUCUGAGAGAAGAGAAAGAACUGAGGAAGAUUGAGGAACAGCGGGCAGCGGAGGAGAAGGUGCGGAAACAGCGGGAGAUGAGGGGAGACCUGGACCGCUCCAUCCGCAUCAAGAUGAAGAAACAGGCCAAGGAGGUGCAGGAGGAGCUGGCUCUGGACAUGAAGAUUCUGGAGCAGCUUCUGCAGGAGUCCAGGAAUGAGGCCAUGGAGAGCAUACAGAGGAAGCGUGAGCUCCGAGAGGAACAGCAGCGUUUCCAGGAGUACCUCGCCCGGGAAGCAGAGCGCGAGAAAGAGCGUGAACUGGAGCUGGAGCAGCUCAUCGAUGUGGAGGUGCAGAAGAUGUGGGCCAAGCGACAGGAGCAGUGGCGACUCGAGCGCGAGGCACGUCAUCGACUCAUGGCAGACGUCCUGGCCACAAGGAGAAAGCAAGUGGAGGACAAAUUGGCAGAAAACCUUCGUCAGCAGGACAUCAUCCGGGCAGAGCGUGAGGAGCUGGCCCAUGCUAUUGAGGAGCACAAGAGGCUGGACGCAGAGCACAAACACAGGAUCAAACAAAAGAACCUGGCCUACCAAAGUGACCUUGAUGCCCAGAUCGACUACCAGUACACUCUACGGGCACAACAGCAGGAUGAGGAGUACCGGGAGUACCUGCACGGUGUAGAGGUGGAGGAACAGUACCAGCAGAAACUGAAAGAGGUCCUCGCCUCACCUGUCAUCAAUAAGAUGCACCCCAUGAAGAUGGCACACAGCGCUCGCAAACAGCAGCAAGCACAGCAGCAGGAGGAACCACAAUUUCUUUUGACUGGACAGAAAUUGUAGAAACUUAUGUAGACAAGUGAACUCAUAGAAACUUGUAAAAUUGUAUCAUAAUUGUUCAGGAAAUGUAUCUACUGUAGUUCAAUAUGUGGAUGAAUGUUUUAUGUUCAUCACCUGAGGUGACUUGACAAUCUACAUUCAAAAAUGUUACAGUUAUAUUUGCUUCUUGUCCAUUUCUGGACAAUGGUGUUUCACGAAAUGUUAUUAACAUAACUUUUUGGCUUUGUUUUUACUGUACAGUGGAGAAAAAGUGAAGGAGACGAGAUAAAAAUGAAAGUGUGCAUAUUUGAUGAAUUCUAUUGGUUAUCUUUAUUGUACAAUUUGUAUGAGCCAACAGCAUAUAUAUGGUGUACAUGUGUAGGUCAAUUUAAUGACUCACAUGAAUGUGUCCUUGUAAAUAUAGACUCACAUGUAUUUGUUGUUCUACAAUAAAGACACCCUUACUUUCA